GAGCCAAUGUGAGGGGUUCCAGGAAGCUGCUUAUACAAAUGCAUCUCUCUUCCUGGAAGGGGUGUGCUCUCGCUUGCUGACUGCCUGGUUUGUCUGUCCAGUCAGGGUAUAUCAGAAGAGGGGAGUUAAACACAAGUACAGUGUGAAACUCUGCUUUAGGAUUGAGGAGACGAAUCUUGCUGUGUGUGUGUGUGUGUGUGUGUGUGUGUGAGAGAGAGAGAGUGAGUGAGAGAGAGAGAGAGAGAGAAGACCUCGCAACAACAGUUACCCUCUCACUGGCGGACAUUCUCAGCCCAUCCUAUUUGAAUCAAUAUGAAAACCUGUCUCCUAUCUCUAGUACUGCUCUUUUAUUUGGCUCCUUGUUCACAGGGAGAUUGUGUGGCUGAGUGCCUCACCUGUCACAAACACUUCUUUCAGCGUCAACGCUUCAAUGUGCUGGUCUGUAUUCUACAGUGCAAAGGGAAAAUUAUAUCCUCUGUCGUUUGGGAAGACUGCAGAAAAAUUGCCUCAGCAUCAUCUGUGGGUGUAAAUACAUCUCAAACCAGAAGCCUGUCUUUUGGUAAUGCUGGAAGCAAUAGUAGAAUCAACUCGGCAAACACUUGGGGCUUUCUUCAAACUAUGAAGACCAUGUGGCCCAAUGGCAGUGUGCAGCACGUCUAUGAUGAUGGGGCUGAGACCAUAUUUGAGAUGGACAACAGUCAACAAGAGACAGAGAGGAAACAUCAUAUCAGAGAAGUUGCAGAGGGCAACAGAAGUUUCCAGAAAAGAUAUGGAGGCUUCAUGGGAGUCAGAAAAUCAGUUAGGAACUGGAGCAAUUUGAACAGACAGACCAAUCAGAAGAGAUAUAGCAAAUUUCUGAGGCAGUACCUAGGACUGACAACACAUUCUACUGAGUAGGACAGUAUACCAAGCAACUUGGCUGUAUAAAUUUGAGAUUGUGGGACUGAAUAGAGCUGAUGCCUAGUCUAGAUUAUAGAGGAGUCAGCCUUAACAUUAGCUCAUGUCAUGACUGUUCUGUGAUCGUUGAAACACCUAACUCAGAGAUAAAUGUACAGAUAAGACUGCUGAACACAAUACUCUCUAAUGGCUCACUUGCUCAAAAAAAAUUACUGUUUUGAUUUUGCACAGUUCCACAAUGAUUUAAAGAAGUCUGUGAAAAGUGUUGUGAGAUAUCGGACUAGGUAGGUGGAUACAAGUGCAUAAAGUGACUAUCACUGAUUGAAUCUGUCUAAUCUAGAAAAAUUCCAUCACUAACAAGUGACCUGUUGGAUGUUCGACAUUGUUACAUUGCAAAUGUAAGAAACUUCACUGCUAAAACUACUCAAUUAAUCCCACUCAUCUUCCAGUUCUCCAAAGCCCUGUAGUUUUUUUCCCUUCAAGUAUUUAUUCAAUUCUCUUUUGGAAGUUAUUGUUGGAUCCUUUCAGGCAGUUUAUUGCAGAGCAUUACAAGUUGGUGUGGAAAAUAAAAGCUCCUCGUUGUCAAUCUGGAUGGGUCAUUCUUUGGAGGUUUGGCGCACACCGCUUCUGCACUGUAGGGAUUCUAUGAUAAGGCUGUAAACACCAGAAUACAAAAAUGAUCACAAUGCAUUUGUAGGUCUGACUAAACAGGGUAAAGUUAUGCAAAGGCCUUCUGACUUUGUAGUGUUCACUUAAGCCUUCAGUCAAUUCUACUUCAUUUACAAUUGCUGUAAGUUUUUGGAUCAGGACAUUUUUAAAAUAUAAUUUUAAAUUUUAAUGAUGGUAUUUGAACACUUUCACUUUGAACGUCAAUGACAAAAGUAUCACUAUUAUGCUGUAAAUUACCUGCUCUGUGAGUAAAGGUGAUUACAUGGGGUAAAAUUUCUAAUGUUUUCUGAUUUACCAGCAUAACUUUACAAAAGAUUGGCUGAAUAAUGGUUCUGUUAAAAAUAAUUUCAUCAAUUGCCCCCAAAUUACAGCAACAGAUUGAUUGAACCCUUGUUCCCCACCACCAUUUUCCAUUUACCCUAUCACAUUUUCACGUAAAAUUUACUUACUGAAGAGACUUUUCGUUUGUCGUCUUUACUGACUUUACAAUCAGUCAACCAAAGCUUCAUUCUUUUUACCUAUACAAUAAAUUGUAAGAGCAGCAGUCAUAUUUAAUGGCAACUCAUUACCUGCCUCAAGGCUCAUGCAAUUGACAGUAUCUGCUACUCUUUUAUGUCAGUCACCAGUUAUUCUACCAAUAUAUUUUAAAAUAUAUAUGCUGAGAAACAGAGGCACCCAAUGGAUUGUAGGUUGUCAUGAUCCCACUCAUUAUUUUACAAAGUCCUAUUGCUCUUCCCCUUCCAUAGUUAACUUCCAUAGCAAACCUAAUUUAAAUAAAACAAAGAAGAGCAGAUGCUAGAGAUCAGAAACAAAUACAGGAAUUGCUGGAGAAACUCUGCAGGCGUGUGGAAGAGUUCUGAUAAAGAGUCAUUGGACUUGAUACGUUAACUCUGACCUGCUGAGUUUCUCCAGCAAUUUCUAUGUUUGUUCUUAAUUUAAAUAACUUUAGUGUUCUAUAAUUACUAAUAGAACUAACAGUGGCAACAAUUUGGCCCUAGAAAAGAUUGAGAAGAUCGGGUGAUGGUUACAAAUUUGUAGGAAAUUGAAGUCUUUGUUUAUAUUAGUGUGCUGUAAUGACUCCCAUCUAUCUAUUAUUCUAAAUUUGAGCCAUCUGCUUGCUUACUUGAAACCUGUAGUUAGUCUGUCUGCUAAAGACACACCUUCUGCAUUUUAAUGUCAUUAAUUUAAUUGCCUUCUAAAUAUACCUAAACAGAACUAGUUCAUUUUCUCGCUCUUGAAAUGUUUCAGAUCAGCCUUCCCCCCACCCCUCCCACCUGACCAACUACAAAUGAACAGGCACACUACACAGUUCAGGCUGACUUCUCUUUUAAUUGAUAUUACUUGUAUUUAGUUUAGCUUCUGCAUGUAUUGUAACCAGUGAUAUCAUUUAUAAAACUGUUUUUUCUGUUUUCAGCUCUAUAGCCAGCCUACAGAAAAUUGUAUUUUUGGAUUUGAUUAAAAUAGAUUGGUUCUUGCUUCAGCCAGCUUGUUUCCAUGCGGUUCCCUACCACCGAGCAUGACCAAUAAAGAGAACCUAGUUUCAUUGUCAAAACAGCAAAAUGUUUGUAAUGUUGUUUGUAUAUUUGACCAUCAAAUUGCAGCAUUAUAAAGUGUA
Molecule: messenger RNA, 3181 nt
Organism: Stegostoma tigrinum
Lineage: Eukaryota; Metazoa; Chordata; Chondrichthyes; Orectolobiformes; Stegostomatidae
Gene: pnocb
Product: prepronociceptin b
Exons: 3
Coding region: 313-897 (194 amino acids)
Biological process (GO): sensory perception; neuropeptide signaling pathway; chemical synaptic transmission
Cellular component (GO): neuronal cell body; plasma membrane; dendrite
Molecular function (GO): opioid receptor binding
Source: RefSeq, a predicted model, not a curated record